AGUCAUGCACCGCGACUUGCAAUAAACAGACGUGUGUACGAUACUUCUGUUAGCGUUCUCAAUUUAACGAUCUUGUUUUACAUUACACAAGUAAAAUCGAAGAAAUACGUGACAAUAUCUCAAAUUGUUUUCAGUACUGCGUGAUAAAAUUUCAAAUUAUAAUUUAACGCCUUGCGUUAACAAUGCGAGAGACAUUUACGGUUUUGUAUCGACAAUAAUUCGGAUUUGUGUACUUACGUAGGUUAAUGAAAUAGAGAACAAUUAUUUCACAAUGUCGGCUGUGAUAAUGACGAAAACGCUAACUAACGGACAUUAUAAUGGGAAAUUAGAGACGUUGGAGACGAGCUUAAACGGCUAUAGGAAAAAUGGAUAUGUAAAACCUGAACCCGUUGAAGUAUCGUCGCUGUCGUUGCGGCAAGCAGCACCAUUCAGCACAGACCCUAUGGCCGUGGCGGAGCGUGAGCGUUGCUCGUACGGCCGUGUGCCGCGCGCCACGGCGCUCGCCGGCACCGCGCCGCGGAGAGUGCGGGUCUACUCCGACGGCAUCUAUGACAUGUUUCACCAGGGCCACGCGCGACAACUGCAGCAGGCGAAGAACGUGUUUCCCAAUGUAUAUCUCAUUGUUGGAGUAUGCAACGACAAACUGACACACAGUCGCAAGGGGCGAACAGUGAUGACAGAGGACGAGAGGUACGAGGCCGUCCGACAUUGCAGAUAUGUCGAUGAGGUUGUACGGGAUGCGCCAUGGGAGUAUGACGAGGAGUUCCUGGAAAAGCACAAGAUCGACUUUGUUGCGCACGACGACAUCCCCUACACGACUGAGGAUUGCGAAGACACGUAUGCUAUGAUCAAGGCCAAGGACAUGUUUGUCGCUACCGAAAGAACGGAAGGUGUUUCAACGUCGGAUAUAGUGGCGCGGAUCGUCCGCGACUAUGAUAUCUACGUGCGAAGGAACCUCGCGCGCGGAUACUCUGCUAAGGAACUUAACGUCUCCUUCCUUAACGAAAAGAAGUUCCGUCUACAGAACAAGAUGGAUGAGCUCAAGGAUAAAGGCAAAAAGGUGAUGACAAACAUCGGCGAGAAGCGAGUAGACAUCCUGGCGAAGUGGGAGGAGAAGUCGCGCGAACUGAUCGACACGUUUUUGCUAUUGUUUGGACCAGACGGACGGCUGUCAAACAUCUGGAACGAAUCCAAGGGGCGCCUGAUGCAAGCGCUCAGCCAGCCGCCGUCGCCGCGCUCCUCGCCGCCGCCCAGCGAGAACGGCGACUCGCCGCCCUCGCCACACCUCAGAGGAGGGUCUGUUUCUCCACCCCCGCCUAAGUCACGUCGUUAUGAAACCCUAUGGGAACCACAUGCAGAUGCAUCGAGCUCUGAAGGUUUUGGGGAGUCGGAAGCGGCCGCACAGCGCCAGCUGACCGACGACGGCUCCGACAGCGACGAUGACUAUCAAGACACCAGCCAGUACAUGUAGGACAUGCCCCUCGAUAUUACGCCCUUGAGAAUAUGAUCUGAGGCCUUAUUCAUAUAGCUCGUAUCGUAUAAUUAAUCUCAGGGCUUAGGAGGACCCGGUUAGCGUCGCCUGGAUCCUUUACUAGCAAACUGUGUGCUAAAAACUGUUAUGGACUUUUAAAGUGAAAAUUGUUAAGCCUUUUGUCAACACAUUGAUGCUCAAAUUGUUGUUUUUUUUUCAAGGUAAAAUUGUUAAAUUUAUUUAUGGUCUUUGAAAAACAUGAAAUUUUCAUAAACUUAAUCUUAUUUCGGUCUUGUUGUGUUGGCAAGGGGCCUACAACAUGUUUGUGGUAGUUAAACAUGAUUGUGUCAUUUCAAUGAUUUUAUAUGUCUUCUAAUAAAUGCACUCUCGUAGAGAGUGAGGCUGUGAAGACAAGACAUAUAAGUAUGAAAAGAGUGCUUGGUAUGGCCGGUGUACUGAAUAAGGCUAAUAUUAUAUUUUUAUGAUGAAAUUUUUCAUUUUCAAAAUUAAUGACACUGUGGAGUGCAUUUUUUUGAACUACCCCCCAUGUGUUAAAUUAUUUUAGAGUACACAAUAUCAAGUUCGUAUGUCUGUUAAAUGUACGACAGAAUGAAUGUAUUUAAUCCUAUUAGUUUUAAAAUAUUAUUAUUUUAUUUAUAAUAUUUAAUGUAAAAAAUGUUAUCUCUUAAAAUAUGAUGGUAUGUGCGGAUGAAUUUGGACAAGUUAGCAGUAGCACCGUGCAUACAUUUUGUGAUAGGUAAAGGAAAAUAGAAAAAUGCGGUUUGUAUUGUACCUUUGACAGUUGAUUAAAGAGGUGCUUAUUUU
Molecule: messenger RNA, 2296 nt
Organism: Parnassius mnemosyne (clouded apollo)
Lineage: Eukaryota; Metazoa; Arthropoda; Insecta; Lepidoptera; Papilionidae
Source: the annotation of a GenBank genome assembly